UGCAGACAUUGUCAACGCCACAACGAAAGCCAAACUGGAUAUUCGCUACGCGUGAAGUGGCUCGUCUCGUCAUGUGGAAGUACGCGCUAUUAGUUUUGUGCGGCGUUGCAUUACUUUUCGAUUGUACUGCAGGUCGAUUAUUGGGUAAUUACGAAUCAGCCGCGCGAUCGAAUACCGAGGAAUUACUGAAAAAAGUGCCCCGUCGAAUAGUCAAUGGAACCAAAGCUGUUUUAGGCCAAUUUCCGCAGCAGGUCUCCCUGCGGAGGAGAUACUCUCAAAGCCAUUUCUGCGGUGGCAGUAUAUUGACGCCUGACUGGGUUCUCACCGCGGGUCACUGCAUGCUCGAUAACCUAGGUAAAGUCAUUGGUGCCUACACAAUAAUUGUCAUUGCUGGCGAAAUUGUACUGAAAAAUACAAAUAGAGCACGGCAAUGGAGCUACGUGUCUGAACGCAUCGUACAUCCAGAGUUCGACAUUGAUACUCUUCACAACGAUGUCGCUCUGUUGAGGGUGGAAACACCAUUUGUAUUUGAUCCGUACGUGCGACCAGCUCCUGUAAUGCGCGACAAAAUGAUCCCACACACAGAAUGCCAAGUGGCAGGAUGGGGACGUAUCCAAUACGAAGGCCCCAUUAGCGCUUAUCUUCUAUUCGUCGACGUGCCUCUCCUGCCUAUUCCGCUGUGCCGAGAGCUUUUAUAUAAUUACUCAUCUAUUCCACCAGGCAUGUUCUGUGCUGGUUAUCUCGAUGGUGGUCGAGAUGCUUGUCAGGGAGACUCGGGUGGUGGCAUGAUAUGCGAGGGUUAUCUGACGGGGGUAGUGUCUGGCGGUGAGGGUUGCGCGUGGCCAAGACUACCUGGUCUAUACGCCGAUGUCAAAUAUUACCUGCCUUGGAUCGAGCUGUACGUCGAGCUUAACAACAAUUUCACCAUCCGUUCGACUCCUUUCAAUGGAAGGUCAUCUGCAAUGCAGACGACUUCGACUUUUAUGAUACUCGUUUUUGUACUUGCUGAAAUAUUUAGUUUGUAAAUAAAUACUCGUAGAAGAUAAAAGUGCAGGCAAAGUGUCUUUGCUUAACAAGAUUCACUUUAGUUCCUGCAUCAAAUAAAUAAAACUCAAAUGUACGUAAAGAAUAAUGUUUUACACUAUUUUUUGAGAACUUUGUAGUGAAUUUUAAAUAAUU
Molecule: messenger RNA, 1179 nt
Organism: Phymastichus coffea
Lineage: Eukaryota; Metazoa; Arthropoda; Insecta; Hymenoptera; Eulophidae
Product: trypsin-like
Exons: 7
Coding region: 72-1025 (317 amino acids)
Biological process (GO): proteolysis
Molecular function (GO): serine-type endopeptidase activity
Source: RefSeq, a predicted model, not a curated record